Molecule: messenger RNA, 455 nt
Organism: Sorex fumeus (smoky shrew)
Lineage: Eukaryota; Metazoa; Chordata; Mammalia; Eulipotyphla; Soricidae
Product: histone H2A.V-like
Exons: 1
Coding region: 15-455 (146 amino acids)
Cellular component (GO): nucleosome
Molecular function (GO): structural constituent of chromatin; DNA binding; protein heterodimerization activity
Source: RefSeq, a predicted model, not a curated record
GAGCAGCCACAACCAUGGCUGGAGGCAAAGCUGGAAAGGACAGUGGGAAGGCCAAGGCGAAGGCAGUGCCUCGCUCCCAGAGGGCCGGGCUGCAGUUUCCUGUGGGCCACAUCCACAGACACUUGAAAACAUACACCACAAGCUAUGGAAGAGUCGGCGCCACAGCCACGGUGCACAGCACAGCCAUCCUGGAGAACCUCACUGCCCAGGUACUCGAGUGGGCAGGAAACACUUCCAAGGACCUCAAAGUACAGCGGCUCACUCUGCGCCGCUGGCAGCUCGCCAUCCAUGGUGAUGAGGAGCUGGAUUCUCUCAUCAAGGCUACCAUAGCCGGUGGUGGUAUGGUUCCUCACAUCCACAAGUCUCUGAUCAGGAAGAAGGGGCAGCAGAAGACCGCUAGGCUGUUUCCGCGACUCUCCAUCCUGGCAUCAUGCUCUUGCUGGAACGGAAGAUGA